This is a messenger RNA of Fusarium odoratissimum NRRL 54006, 3101 nucleotides long. Its product is annotated as potassium uptake protein. Gene Ontology annotation, biological process: potassium ion transmembrane transport. Gene Ontology annotation, molecular function: potassium ion transmembrane transporter activity. Gene Ontology annotation, cellular component: membrane. Lineage: Eukaryota; Fungi; Ascomycota; Sordariomycetes; Hypocreales; Nectriaceae. The coding region runs from base 370 to 2718 and encodes 782 amino acids. The record is from RefSeq and is a predicted model, not a curated record. The transcript is spliced from 3 exons.
UCUCCUCAGCACGCAGAUAGAACGGACCAUCAAACCCUUCUUGAGCUUCGGUGGAGAGGCUCAAGACAUGAUGGUUUAUCCGAGUACGCCUGGGCCUAUCAGCACCACCGACACUUGCCAAUGGACGUCUUGGCAGUCAAGAUGUUCACCGUCCACAAGAAUUUGUGGCUGUUGGCAGAGUGGACCAGGAAGCCAGUUUCGCCUAGGCAUGGCGUUCUAAUCUAGGAUUAGGCUCGCCAUUAUCCACCACCAUCCUAGUCAGAACAUGGCCGAGUAUAUAAGCAUGAGCCCCAGGUUUUAGUCCCUUUGCCUUUGCCUUUGGCCUUUGGACCCAGCGUCACCAAGUGACCUUGCCGACUCCAGAUCGAAAUGAUCUCCUACAAUGCCCGCAACCAGAGAAUAGAAGCCUGGGUCAACGCGGCUGCCGAAGAAAGCGAGGAUGCCGCCCCCACAGAUCCCGAAGCCCGCGACCUGCAUGACCAGGAAAAGGCCCAGCGAAUCGAGCACGAGGAUUUGUGUCGCGACAAGAAGCAGACGUAUAAGGGUGCGGUCUUAUUAUGGCUCGCCUGGCAAACUACCGGUGUUGUGUAUGGCGACAUUGGCACCAGUCCCCUUUAUGUUUUCAGCUCGACUUUUAGCGAACAGCCGUCAUGGCACGACCUCGUGGGAGCUCUGUCGAUAAUCAUCUGGUCCCUCACCAUCAUCGUAACACUUAAAUAUUGUUUCAUUGUCCUGUCAGCCGACGACGAUGGACAAGGAGGAACCUUUGCUCUCUACUCUCUCCUUGCUCGAUAUGCCAACAUUGCCCGCGUCGAUCCCAGUGGCCCGGAAAGAAUUGUUGUGCGCCUGGAUCGUGAGACGGGCGCCGAACUCGCACCCGCUGGGAGAAUGGCCCGGGAUUUUCUGGAACGUAGUCGGGUUGCACAGAGCGUCCUCAAGAUUGUUGGCGUUUUGGGCGUUUCCAUGGUUGUGGCCGACAGCAUUCUGACACCAGCCCAGUCCGUCUUGGGCGCCGUCCAAGGGAUUCAGGUUAUCAGACCUGAUCUGGGAAGACCGGCUAUUGUGGGGACCUCGUGUGCGAUCCUCAUUGCGCUUUUCUUGCUGCAGUUCAUUGGCACGUCCAAAAUUGGCACCUCUUUCGCUCCCGUCGUUGUUGUCUGGCUCCUCUACAACUUCUCCAUCAGCAUAUACAAUCUUGUCUUGUACGAUCAUACCGUACUCAAGGCAUUCAGCCCACAUUAUGCGUUCAAAUACCUAAUACGAAACGAUUCUGAUGGAUGGAAGUCUCUUGGUGGAUUGCUUCUCGCUUUCACCGGCGUUGAAUCACUCUUUGCAGAUCUGGGUGCUUUUGGACAGCGAGCCAUACAGCUUUCAUGGUUGUUCCUGGCAUUCCCAUGCUUGUUGAUCACAUAUUGUGGUCAAGCUGCUUAUAUUUCUCAGGAUGAAACUGGGUUGGCUUUUACCAACCCAUUCUUUCGCACUGUUCCCGAAAGCACACUGUACUUCAGUAUCAUUAUCGCCGCACUCGCUGCUGUUGUUGCCAGCCAGGCCGUGAUCACCAGCUCUUUCCAACUCAUUUCUCAGUUGAUGAGGCUCAGCUACUUUCCUCACAUCAAGACUGUUCACACCAGCCGUCGAUUCCAUGACCAGAUUUAUAUGCCACUGGCAAAUUGGCUACUCAUGACCGGUACUGUUGUGGUUACGGCCGUUUAUAACAAUACAACGAGCUUGGGUCAUGCUUAUGGCGCAUGUGUCAUUAUCGUUAGCUUUAUUACAACGUGCAUGGUGUCGCUAGUGGCACUCAUCAUCUGGCGUAUCUCAUCAAUCGUUGUUCUCAUCGGGUUCCUCAUCUUCAUCCUUCUCGACAGCAUUUAUCUUAGUGCAGCAAUGAACAAGGUGCCUGACGGUGGUUGGUUUGCGCUGGUCCUGUCCGCCAUCCUUAGUUCGUUCGUCAUGCUUUGGCGAUGGGGAAAGGAACAGCAGUGGGAAGCAGAGCAAAGGGACAUGGUGGACCCGGCAGAGUUCCUCAUGUCCUCUCGGAGUACCUCAAGAAACAACUCAAUAGCAAGGGGAAUUCAAGGUGAAGGUUCUCUGCGCUCGACGAGGCUGAGGCUUUCACCUGAGUUUGGAGGUGGACAAGUAAUGGUCGCUCCAGGGCUCGGAAUAUUCUUCGACAAAGUGGGCGGGAGUGGUGAUCACAUCCCGAAGGUAUUCUCGCAGUUCGUUCGGAAGUUCCAGACGAGGCCACAGGUGAUCGUUUUCUUCCACAUGCGCCCCCUUUCUCAGCCUACGGUUCCAUCUGACCAACGGUUCGUCAUUGCGCGUGUUACAACAAAAAUUCCUUCAUGCUAUCGUAUUGUUCUGCGACAUGGUUACAUGGAUGACGUUCUCACACCGAACUUGGCGCCUACGAUUGUUAACGAGUUGAUGACCUUUAUUACCCGAGGUCCUUUCCCACCUGAUGAGAAUGACAUGCCACCAGAGUUUCGAGAAGAGCUUGAAGCGCUGCGGGCCGCCGAAGAAGCACAAACCGUUUAUCUUAUGGGCAAACAGACUAUGCGGGUGCAGAGGCCAGAAAAGAGGAGUAUUUCCAGUAUCCUACGCCGGGUAGCACUUGAAGCAUUCUUGUGGAUUCGAGAGAAUUCACGAACCAAGCUGGCCAAUCUGGAUAUUGACCCCGAUAGUCUGGUAGAGGUGGGCUUUGUGAAGGAAAUUUAAAAACGACAACAAUAUUGAACACGAGAUACCCGACACAUGCGCAAAAAGAGUAAGGGACGAUUGGGUACCAAAAGUUAGAUGGACUACUAUACGAUUUUCGGACACAGGCGCUUUGGAUUUUGGGUUCAGCUGUGAGUUUAACUGAUGAUGGGCUUAGUAGAUGCCUCAGCUUUGCUUUGUUUUACUAUACUGGGUGGGAUGGGAACUCUCCGCUUACCUUAGAUUUGAUCAUUUGCUUGUACAUGGUUUCAAGGUGGAAGCGAUAUCGAUAUACCCUUAAGAGCGAAUGAAUCGAUGAUUAUGUUGCAUAUGUUCUAGGCUAAAGACCUUAGUGAUGGGCGAGAUUCUAUUGACUGAACUAAUUUCAGAAGCAUGAAUCUUAA